AUGGCAGGGCAGGCAGGCAGGGAUGGUGCUGACGUCAGCGGCGCGGAGCGGCCCGGCGUGAGCGUGCAGCCUCCGUCGACCGCGUCGUCCUCUUCGCACGCGCUGUCGUCGCCCGGGGCCACCGCCGCGGCACGCCCUUCUAAGCCGAAUCCGUUCGGGGCGGCGCGGCCGCGCGAGCAGGUGAUAGCGGAGCGCAAGGGCGUCACGGAGGCGGACCUGCUGCGCGAGCUCGCGUCCAAAGAGUGGCGCCCCACGGUGGUGCUGUCGGAGGCGCAGAAGGAGGAGCAGAAGGCGGCGGAGGCGGAGCUGGCGUUCGCGCGCGACGAGCUGGCGCGCGCGCCGGCGGGCGACGAGGCGCGGCGCGCGGAGCUGGAGGGCGAGGUGAAGGCGCGCGAGGCCACGCUGCACGACCUGCUCGCGUCGUUCGAGAGGUGUGGCGGUGAGCCGCUGUUGGAGGUGCGAGGUGUGGCGCUGUUGGAGGUCUCGUCUCUCCCUUCUCCCCUCGUCCCUCACUCCCUCCCCCCCCCUCGCUCGCGUCGUGAGGAGUGA
Molecule: messenger RNA, 549 nt
Organism: Closterium sp. Yama58-4
Lineage: Eukaryota; Viridiplantae; Streptophyta; Zygnematophyceae; Desmidiales; Closteriaceae
Source: the annotation of a GenBank genome assembly